Molecule: messenger RNA, 1101 nt
Organism: Castor canadensis (American beaver)
Lineage: Eukaryota; Metazoa; Chordata; Mammalia; Rodentia; Castoridae
Gene: Lsmem2
Product: leucine rich single-pass membrane protein 2
Source: RefSeq, a predicted model, not a curated record
UUUGGGCCCAGGUAGUGGUAGAAGCCUGCUCUUGGCUGAGCUGCAUCACCAAGUAGAUAGUCUAGGCUGGCCCAUGUGGGUUACUCCACCCCUUCUCAUGACUGAGAGCUGCCCCUUCUAAAUUUAGCCCCAGUGGCUGAGCUCAGGCCUAUUUUAGGCCCAGUUGGGAAGAAGGAGCACAAAGGCAGCCAGGCUUUCUUCAGGUUCCCAGAGGAGCCACUGCUGCCUUUGUCCAGUCCUGCUACUGGGUACCCUCAUCGGCCUCCUGAUUGCCCACUACUUGCCAUGCCUGAGGAGACCCAAGAAGACACUGUGAUGCCAAUGCAGAGCCAGAGGAACCGGGGGCAACUGGCCCCCAGUCACGUUCAGGAGGUGCACCUGCACCGGGUGGAGUCCAUCAGCGACCUACACAGUGGAGGCUUGCUGCACCCUUAUCUUGCUGAGGAGGUACAGCCGUGGGAUGAGCUGCUGGGCAUCUUGCCGCCAUCGCUGUGUGCCCAGGCUGGCUGCAACCCAGUGUGUGGCCGUGGAGGGUUCCUGCUGCUACUAGCACUGCUGGUGCUCACCUGCCUGGCACUUGCCAUCCUGGCUGUCUACCUGAGUGUGCUGCAGAGCGAAUCCCUGCGGGUCCUGGCACACACGCUGCGAACACAGGAGGAGACCCUGCUCAAACUGCGCCUGGCCAGCCUCAGCCAGCUACGGAGGCUCAACUCCAGUGAAGCCCGAGCACCCAGCUUAGAUGCCACUUGAACCUGAGGCCUGGAGUGUUUGUGUGUGUGUGUGUGUGUGAGCGUGUGCACGCGCACACGUGUGGUGGAGGUGGAAAUUAAAGGGGCCGUUGGCAGAUCUCUCCUCUCCCACUGCUGGAUGUGUCUACACUACUUCUUUGAGAUUGUUGUACAACAGCCUGAAGUAACUCCAUAGUUGCCUGCCUCUCCUAAUCUCUUCAGGCCAGACCUAGCCAACUCUUCUAAUGCCAGGGCACUCCCAAGGUCAGAGGACCGGGCACCAGCCUUCUGGCUCCUCCUGUGGCCUGUCAGCAGGGGUCUCUGGCGACCCCUGGACUACUGUUUAGAAGUCUAGAAAUAGCUGCCCCCCCCC